Microthlaspi erraticum is the source of this 654-nucleotide messenger RNA. NCBI's taxonomy places the organism in Eukaryota, Viridiplantae, Streptophyta, Magnoliopsida, Brassicales, Brassicaceae. The record is from the annotation of a GenBank genome assembly.
AUGGCCCUCCACACUCUCUUCUUUGUCUCACUUCUCAUAUUCUCAUUAGCCGGGUCCAUUCUCGUAUUCACAUUAAUCGACUCGAGUCGUGGAGCUACCAAACUCUUUUCCGACCUCCAAAACUCCCUCGAGGUCACCGCGAAGCCCAUAAGAGAUGGCGUAGUUUUGGAACCUGGAAAAGAUAUGGUGAGAAUCACAUGGAAGCUAAAGUCAUCGGCCAAGGUCGAUGCCGAUGCUGCCUUCAAGACCGUCGAAGUCAAGCUUUGUUAUGCACCGAUCAGCCAAGAUGAUAGACCGUGGCGUAUGACUCACAACGAACUCUAUAAGGACAAAACCUGCCCAUACAAGAUUGUGUCCAAGCCGUAUGACAAGAUCCCUCAAUCACUCAACUGGACCCUCGAUCUUGAUAUCCCCACUGGAACCUACUUCGUACGUGCUUAUGCAAAGGAUGCAAAAGGCCACGAAGUUGCAUACGGACAGAGCACAGACGCGGAAAAGACGACCAAUCUCUUUAGCGUUGAGGCCAUUAGUGGUUGUCACUUGUUGCUCGACAUAGCAUCCAUGUUCUUCAGUGUCUUCUCCGUUGUUUCUCUGUUUGUCUUCUUUGUAAAGGCGAAGAAGAAUAGCCGAGUUAGAACACAGGAAGUGAGUUAA